AAUGUCUGGAAUGGAGUGAAUGGAAUGGGAUCAACCACAUGGAAAACAUGUUUGAUAUGUUCCAUACCAUGCAUUAAUUAGGUUCCAGCCAUUACUUUGAGCCUGUCUUACCUAAUUAAGGUACCACCGGCCACCUGUGGUGGCUACAGGGGGAGACUGCAGGGUUCAACCCUAACACCCUUCAAAACUAGCUGUCUUGCAUGGGUUGCUCACUGAUGAUGAUGGUUAAGAACACCAUGCUGUCUAUCCAUGGGAAAGAGAUGGAUAUGUUUCUCACAUGUGCUUAGAGUUGCAUUAACAUGGAGUCAUGGAUGUAUAGCCUCUCCUGGUACUUGAGAAAAGAUUGGUGAUGUGGACUUUUUGUAUUUUUUCUUCUGUAACCUUUAAUUAACUAGGCAAGUCAGUUAAGAACAAAUUCUUAUUUACAAUGACGGCCUACAGGUGAAUAUACUGAAUCCACACAAGUGCGUCGAGGGUAAAGACACAUUAGACAUUCAUAAAUGUGUCUCUGCAGUACGCUAGUACUUUGACACACUCAGGUGUGAGGCAUAGUGCACUACACCCGAACAUUCCGCAAGGCGUGGUCCAUUCUGGUCCUCUUCAGAGUGCUCUGAGCAUGUAGGGAACAGAAUGCUAGUAGUUAUCAUAGGCUUAGUCCCCAGUAGCUAGCUACUCUCAGAAGAAUGCUUAUAGGUUGAUUUAGCGACUGUUUAACUCCUCAUCCUGUCACCAAGUUAUGAAUGGGAGCUGUGAAACAUUCCUCUACUGAAUCAUGUUACGCAAUCCCAGAUGGUACCACUUUGACCUGUCCCGCCAUGCUGCUGAAGCUCUCCUCCUAUCCAAUGGGAAAGAUGGCAGCUAUCUCCUCCGAAACAGUCAUGAGGGUUCUGGCAGCUUUGCCCUCUCUGUCAGAGCCAAGGAUUCAGUUAAACAUUUCCAUGUGACACGGAAAAGCAGUGGAUACGCUUUUGGCUUCAAUGAGUUUGCGUCCCUCCAGGACUUUGUCAGCCAUUUUGCCAACCAGCCUCUGCUGGGCAGUGAGACAGGUACCCUCAUUGUCCUUAAAUGCCCAUAUCCAUGGCGUGUAGAAGAACCAUCCAUCUAUGAGUCUGUGCGGGUUCACACCGCCAUGCAGACAGGACGAACAGAGAGCGACCUGGUGGCUAACGCUCCAUCGUUUGGAACAAAGGAGGGCUAUCUGGUAAAGUUAGGAGCAGUCGUAAAGAACUGGAAGCAGAGGUGGUUCACAUUAAACAGAAAUGAGCUCAAAUACUUUAAGGACAAAAUGUUUGAUGAGCCUAUUCGCACCCUGGAUCUGACAGCAUGCUCUGCAGUCCAGUUUGACUACUCCAAGGACAGAGUCAACUGCUUCUGUUUGGUGUUCCCUGAGAGGACAUUUUAUCUGUGUGCCAAGAGUGGUGUGGAGGCAGAUGAGUGGAUCAAGAUAAUACGAUGGAAACUGUCACACAUAAGAAAAGAAAGAUGACAACAUGAAGAGGAGGAGCCAAAAGAGGCAUAUUCUCACAGUGAACUAAAUUACCUUAAGUCUGGUAACUUGUCACUCAUGUUAUCCUCAGAGAUCAUUUCUGCUCCACAGAUGACUGGCUGGUAAUCCAAGACAAAAGACAAUGGGUCUCUUUGACCAUCGAAAAUUGACCAUGUAAUUUUCAGGACAUGCACAAUGUUUUGGAUCUAAUCGUAUUUUUUUGCGAUAGACUUGAGUUCCUCCAAGAAUUUUAUUUUCUCUAGAUUGAUAUCUUUCACUGGUUGACAUUCACUUGAUCUUAAUUUUACUUAACAAGAUGUAACAGUCAUACUGUGAAUAAAUAUUUAUUUUAAUAGAGAAAUGAGCAACAUAUGAGUCAGUUUAUUAAUUACAAACAUGAGAAAGGAAGGGGUUACAUUCAAGUACUAGAAAAGUAAGGCAACAAACACAGCAUCAUGACACUAACAUGUACUGUAUAUAUGUCUUUCAGCAACAGAGCUCUCUGUAUGUGUGGGUGCGUGUGCAUGAUAGAGAUAUUAAAAAUAUGUAAUAGUUUCA
Messenger RNA from Oncorhynchus tshawytscha (Chinook salmon), 2044 nucleotides. It is a transcript of the gene dapp1, whose product is annotated as dual adaptor of phosphotyrosine and 3-phosphoinositides. The record is from RefSeq and is a predicted model, not a curated record. Bases 773 to 1486 code for a protein of 237 amino acids. Lineage: Eukaryota; Metazoa; Chordata; Actinopteri; Salmoniformes; Salmonidae. The transcript has 9 exons.